UGAAAGAGUCUCCUUUAUUUCAUUCAUUCUUCCCGAUUUACGACAUAAAAAGAAAAUUAAGACACUCAAGCUUUUCUUUUCUUUAAAUAACACGCACAUUUUACUUGACCUUCUCUUACUGACAAAAGAACAUUUCAUCACUUCCCUCUUUCCCCUCCCGCUUUGACCAACUUCUCCCAAAACGAAUACGGACGACCAAUCUUUAACUUCCCAACCCAACUGAAAAUCCCCAUUUUUAUCACCAUUUGUCAUCUUCAUCCUAUCGUACAAAGGAGGAAACAACAAACAAACCAUAACAAAGUUCAAGACGUCCGAUAUGAGCAACAAAAGAAAUCAAACACAGGCGUUGGAUAGCCCAACCUCAAGCACAAGCAACGGCGAUGCUAGUCACUUAAACCACAAUGAUCAUUUUGACAAAAAAUUCAAGCAUGAUCACGGUGACGGCGACGAGGAUGAGGAUGAUGAUGACGAUGAGGAUGCUCCCAAAGGCGGAAAGCGUGCUGGCCGAAGAAAAAUCAAGAUUGAAUAUAUCGAAGACAAGAGUAGACGUCAUAUCACUUUUUCCAAACGCAAAUCGGGCAUCAUGAAGAAGGCGUAUGAGCUAAGCACACUCACUGGAACGCAGGUUCUGUUGCUGGUUGUCUCGGAAACAGGACUUGUCUACACCUUCACGACGCCAAAACUGCAACCUCUUGUCACAAAGGCCGAAGGCAAGAACUUAAUCCAAGCAUGCCUACAUGCUCCUGAUAAAGAAGCAACGCCUGAUGAUACACCAGCAGAGCGUGAAAGCUCAGAGCCUAGACAAGGAGGCGAGUAUGACGAUCGUACUAGUCCUCAGGGGAAUAACGCAUCAGGAUCAUCCCAACAAAAUCCAUCAUCACAAGCUUCGCCUCAACAACCUCAACAGUCAUAUCCUCCACAAUCAGGGCAGCAACAACAGCCAGGGGGGUACGGUAGUUCAUCAGCAAUGAGUGUACCAUCGUAUCCACACCCUUAUAGCCAUAUUCCAUUCCCUGCACAAUAUAAUUAUCCGUCCAAUAUGCAUUAUCAAAAUGGUCCCCCACCUCCUAAUGGAAAUCAAUACUGGUCAGGUCCUCCACCAGCAGCCUCCACAGGGGCGCAAGUAUCACCGCAGCAGUCAUCACCAACAAGUGCACCACAAGCUGUAGUAGCAGGAGGGAAAAGGAGGUCAUAAAAGUGGAAUGAACAAUUCUCCUAUGUGAAGGACUAGUUUUAUUUCGUGCU
This is a messenger RNA of Lobosporangium transversale, 1245 nucleotides long. RefSeq lists its product as hypothetical. Gene Ontology annotation, biological process: positive regulation of transcription by RNA polymerase II. Gene Ontology annotation, molecular function: DNA-binding transcription factor activity, RNA polymerase II-specific; protein dimerization activity; RNA polymerase II cis-regulatory region sequence-specific DNA binding. The coding region runs from base 317 to 1195 and encodes 292 amino acids. The transcript is spliced from 3 exons. Lineage: Eukaryota; Fungi; Mortierellomycota; Mortierellomycetes; Mortierellales; Mortierellaceae. The record is from RefSeq and is a predicted model, not a curated record.